Messenger RNA from Rosa rugosa (rugosa rose), 3192 nucleotides. RefSeq lists its product as uncharacterized. The record is from RefSeq and is a predicted model, not a curated record. Lineage: Eukaryota; Viridiplantae; Streptophyta; Magnoliopsida; Rosales; Rosaceae. The transcript is spliced from 5 exons. The coding region runs from base 1 to 3192 and encodes 1063 amino acids.
AUGAAUAGGCAGUGGAUUCACUGCGAUCGAUGUAGUAAGGAGUAUAAAAAUGGGGUCAAAUCAUUCAUUGAAUUUGCUAAACAGAAUGUGAAUGAGGAGAAUGAGACAGUAUGUCCCUGCUCUAGUUGUGGUUAUUCAAAGUUGAAAACUAUUGAUGUAGUUCACAUCCAUUUACUGCAACAUGGGUUGUCAGUAAUAUUUGAAACAUACUUUAGGUUAGGAAGUGAGACUAUGCCUUCUCCAGUUCAGGAGCCAGUCAUUGAACCCAACAAUGACAUAUUUGAUAUGAUGGACGAUAUGCUUGAUAGGCAUGACUCUACUAAUCAGCAUAUUGAUGGGGGUGAAGACACUCUAGGGGGUGAUGAUUUUGAUGAGGUUCAAAGGGUAGAUGGUGAUAACUUUGAUAAGUUAUUACUUGAAGCACAAAGGGAAUUGUACCCCGGUUGCACUGAAUAUACUGUUUUGACUUUUGUCGUGGAGUUGCUUAGUUGUAAAGUGGAUAAUUUGUGGACUAACAAAUCAGUUGAGAGGAACUUACAGAUCAUGAGAAAAAUGUGUCCAAAACCCAAUUACAUUCCCGAAUCUUAUUAUGCAUGUAAGAAGAUGUUGAAAGAUUUAGGGUUAGGGUAUGAAAAUAUUCAUGCGUGCAAGUAUGAUUGUGUCUUAUUUUAUAAGGAGCACGAAGGGAAGGAUAAGUGUCCUGUGUGUAAUGAACCACGGUACAAAAAUAGUAACUCUCCACAAAAAAAGAAGAUUCCUCAAAAAAUUUUGCGCUAUUUUCCCUUGACUCCAAGAUUGCAAAGAUUGUUUAAGUCUAGACACACAGCUGGUGAUAUGAGGUGGCACAAGGACAAACGGGUAGAUGAGGAAGGAAAGAUGAGGCAUCCGGCAGAUGGAUCUGCAUGGAAGGAUUUUGAUAUAUCUUAUCCAGAAUUUGCGAAAGACCCACGAAAUGUCAGACUAGGCCUCGCUACCGAUGGUUUCAAUCCUUUUGGUAACAUGAGUUUGUCUUAUAGCAUGUGGCCCGUGGUGGUGAUUCCAUAUAAUCUACCCCCUUGGAAGUGCAUGAAGAAAGCAUUCUCUAUGCUUACCUUGUUAAUUCCUGGACCAAUUUCACCAGGAAGGGACAUUGAUGUAUAUCUGCGCCCGUUAAUUGAUGAACUUAAGGAGUUGUGGGUUCAUGGUGCUAAAACAUAUGAUAAGAUGGCUGAGUCUGAUUUUAAUAUGCGUGCAGCGGUAAUGUGGACGAUUAAUGAUUUUCCAGCGUACGCUAAUCUAUCCGGUUGGAGCACGAAAGGAUAUUUGGCAUGCCCUGUAUGUAAUAAAGAUACAGCAAGCCAUACAUUGAAAAACAAGAUUGGUUAUGGUGUGCACCGUCGCUUCUUACCUAUACAUCAUUCUUGGCGCAAGGAUACCAGUAAAAAGAGCUUCACUGGUAAACGAGAGAUGAGAAAGCCCCCUGUAAAGCUCUUUGGUAAGGAUAUACUGAAACAGCUUAAAUCCCUUAGACCAAGCAAACCUGAGGGGAAAUCAAAGGAUACAAUUAAGGCAAGGAUAGAUUUGAAAAAUAUGAACAUCAAGGAAGAUUUACAUUUGAAGCUCAAGGGGAACAAGGUUGAUAAGCCCUUAGCUGAAUUUCCAGAUGGUUAUGCAUCUAAUAUAGCUCGUUGUGUGAAAGUUGAUGAGGGGAAGUUAUCGGGUUUGAAAAGCCACGAUUGCCAUGUACUAAUCCAACGACUUCUUCCUGUAGGAAUUCGAAAACACUUAAAGAAGUCCAUUUGUACUCCACUUGUGGAGUUAUCACAAUUCUUCGAAAAGAUAUGUGCAAAGACUUUAUGUAUUGCUGAUCUGGAUAGGUUAGAAGUAGAAAUUGUCAUUAUUCUAUGCAAAUUGGAAAAAAUCUUCCCACCAGCAUUCUUUGAUAUCAUGGUGCACUUGGCAGUCCACUUGCCCGGUGAAGCCAAACUUGCUGGUCCUGUAGGAUAUCGAUGGAUGUACCCGAUAGAAAUAUUAUUGGGAACAUACAAGAAGUAUGUGCGUAAUAAAGCUCAUCCAGAGGGUUCCAUUGCGGAGGCAUACAUUUCGUAUGAGGCAUUAACCUUUUGUUCAAUGUACUUGCGUGAUGUUGAGUCAUCUCAUAAUCGUCCAGAACGGAAUGAUGAUGGGGUUGAAUCCAAAGCAAAGAUUUCUGUAUUUGCUCAGAAAGUACGUCUCACUGGUGGUAGUAAACUGGUAGAAUAUUCAAAGGAGCAAAUGGAAGUACUUUAUUGGUAUAUCUUGGACAAUUGCAUUGAGAUUGAAUCAUUUAGAGAUGAGCAUAAAUUGCUGUUGGAAAGGGAGAGUCUCAACCAAUUGGAAGAAAGGCAUAGGAAAAGUUUUCCAAGUUGGUUUAAGGGUCGUGUCAAAGUAUUGUAUGAUCAGAAAUCUGCAUUGGUGAAUGAAGAGUUGUAUGUAUUAGCACAGGGUCCAACUCGCCGAUGUGUCCAACAUACUGGAUGUAUUGUGAAUGGUGUUCGAUGGCGAAUCAAACAGAUUGAUCAGACUAAGACAACCCAAAAUAGUGGAGUAAUGACCAUGGGGUCACAUGAAGGAGAAGCUUGUACUUACCAUGACAAGUUACUCAGUGUUGUUGAAGUCCAGUUUCAAUUAGGCUUUAAGGUUAUUCUUUUCAAUUGUGAGUGGUAUAAUACAGGGAACAAGAAUAAUAGAGUGAAGAAAGAUUAUCAUCUCUUGUCAGUUAAUAUAAAUAGUCGGUGGUACAAAGACAAUCCAUAUGUGCUAGCAAUUGAAGCAAAUCAAGUCUUUUAUCUAGAUGACCCAAAGUUGGGUCAUCCAUGGAAAGUUGUUCAAAGGAUUCAGCCUAGGCAUGUUUGGGAUGUGCCGGAGAAAGAAGAUAAUGAAGAUGACAAUAACACUGACAACAAUGGUGAUGAGAAUACAGAUGAUGACAGUGACACUAACAUGGAAUGGGAAGUCCAGAUGGAGGAUGAUGAAAUUGAAACAUCGUUAGUUAGAGAUGAUGGCGAGCCUGAAACUAUAAUCUUAGACGAUUCCAAUAGGUCAUUGCUAAUUGACACAGAGAAUGACAAUGAUUUCAUAAAUGAUGAUGCUGACGUUAUGGAGGAUGAUGAACUAUCAUCAAAUGAAAAUGAAGAUAUAGUUGGCAGUGAGGCAGAUAGUGAUUUAGAAUAA